Messenger RNA from Ruditapes philippinarum (Manila clam), 201 nucleotides. RefSeq lists its product as uncharacterized. The record is from RefSeq and is a predicted model, not a curated record. Gene Ontology annotation, molecular function: DNA-binding transcription factor activity; sequence-specific DNA binding; zinc ion binding. Gene Ontology annotation, biological process: regulation of DNA-templated transcription. Lineage: Eukaryota; Metazoa; Mollusca; Bivalvia; Venerida; Veneridae.
GUAUCAACAGUUGGUAGCACUGGUGAAGUCUUGAAACAGAAGAAAACAAUAUCACCAAGACGAUCCAGUAAGAACAAACACAUGGAAAACGUAUCUUGUCAGGUGUGUGGAGACAUGGCUGCAGGUUUCUACUGUGGGGCUUUCAUUUGUGAAGCUUGCAAGAAAUUUUACAUGAGAGCUUACAAAGCAAAGAUAAAUUGA